UUCAGGCCGCAGAGAAGACGGUGAUAUUUAUUGACGGACAAGUAUGGCAGAAAAACGUUUCACAUAAUAUAACAUAAGAAAUAUGGGUACGUAAUUAAUUCUAAGCUACAAUUUAUUUUUUAUAGGAAAAUGUUCAUCCGGAAUUGUGAAGACUAUGACAUAUCCACUACUUUUCGUUGCGACAUAUUCAGUAAAGUAAGUUCGGAUCGAUGGUUGCUAGUGUCCAGGUAACCUGACAACCGAAACGGCAACGUUAGCUUAUUCAAAUCAACCACGUUAAGUUUGUUUAAAGCCACUGGAAUCACAACACUGACCAAGUCAACACCUUUAAUUAUGUGGGGCGAGAUCGACCCUCCGGUUAAAAAACAACCGAGUUUGUGUGAGAUAGGAUAUAAGGGCGAAGCCUCAGAGGAACCUGUGGCACCGGUACUGACAUCCCAGCAGAACAGACACGCUGACAGCAAGGAACCUCUGCACGUCACUAUGGGUGAAACCAGUUGUGUGGCUGCCAUGAUAGAGUCCGUAGCCAUGAGUGGCAGCCCCGUGAAGAGCCAGCAGAUAGGAGAGGCUGAACUGACCGUAGGGGAGCGCAAAGAUGAGCUGCUGCAUCAGUACCAGACCAGACCACUGGUAUUCCUGGAGAGGUACCAAGCCUGUCUGAAGCCUGAGCACCUGCCUGCAUUUGCCCACGUCAGUUCUGACCCGAGAGCCCAGCACUACAGCCAGGUGGUGCGAGCCGCUGGACACACCAAUAGGACCAGAGUCAGAAACCAGCGCUACGCUGCCCUCAGGGCUCUGCAGAGAGAGGGUAAAUAUUUCAGUGAAGAACAGAUGCGGAUAAGGGAGCCACUGCUGUAUGAACAAUAUAUUGGCCAGUACUUGACUGAUGAGGAGGUCCUGGAACGUUCCCAGGAUGCCAUGUUAGAUGGUGCAGAGAUGGCACCAGGAGGAGGGACAGGAGGGCUUGCCCACCUUCUCCUGGACUCCUACCAGGAACGACUCAUCCAAAACCGCCUGCAAGAGGAGCAGGAGAGGGAGGAUGAUGCACAAGAGGAGGAUGAAGAUGAUGAUGAUGUUGGAGUCCAGCGGACAGAAUGGGAACCGACCCCAGCGGAGAAGGCUCUGCUCAGGGAGGAGUUCAUCAGUCAGAUGCACCAGCGCUUCUUAGAUGGCAAAGACAAGGAUUUCAACUACAGUGAGGUGGAUGAAAACCCUGACUAUGACAACUUGGACAUCGUCAGCAGAGAUGCAGAGGAUAGAUACUUUGAUGAAGAUGACGAAGAAGAAGAAGAAGAGGAAGAGGAGAUGGAAAACGAUCACGAAGAAGGGAAGAUGACAGAAUAAUAUCUGUCCAAAUUUGUAAUAGCUCAUCUCUGCUAUGAUUGAUCUGUAAAUAAAUGUACAAAAAAAAAUGUUAUUUUUUUCCCUCUCAUUUUAAAUCUGUUAACACAGGCUGCAAUAAAGGUUUGGAAUACUU
Molecule: messenger RNA, 1477 nt
Organism: Melanotaenia boesemani (Boeseman's rainbowfish)
Lineage: Eukaryota; Metazoa; Chordata; Actinopteri; Atheriniformes; Melanotaeniidae
Gene: ccdc97
Product: coiled-coil domain containing 97
Exons: 7
Coding region: 334-1344 (336 amino acids)
Source: RefSeq, a predicted model, not a curated record